Camellia sinensis is the source of this 1902-nucleotide messenger RNA. The record is from RefSeq and is a predicted model, not a curated record. NCBI's taxonomy places the organism in Eukaryota, Viridiplantae, Streptophyta, Magnoliopsida, Ericales, Theaceae.
ACUUUGUAUUUGUAAUAUAAUAAUACAAACCAUUCUGGUCUUCUCUUCCGUCUCUUCUCUCCCCACCGAAUUGGCACCCAAAAAAAAAUAAAAAUGCCAAGAAAUGGCUCAGUCGAGGAAUCGAAAGUACCGUUGCUGGACUAUUCAUCAUCAAACACAGUCCGGUCAACCCAUGAAGAAGAUAAUCAAGAUCUUGGUCUUACACAGAGGGUCUUGAUUGAAUCAAAGAAGCUAUGGCACAUAGUAGGCCCUUCCAUGGUCAGCCGCAUCGCCUCCUUCUCCAUGUUCGUCAUCACCCAAUCUUCUGCCGGCCACCUCGGCGACCUUGAACUCGCUGCUAUCUCCAUUUCCUCCAAUGUCAUCCUCGGCUUCAACUUCGGCCUCUUGUUGGGGAUGGCAAGUGCUUUAGAAACACUAUGUGGGCAAGCAUACGGAGCAAAGAAGUACCAAAUGUUAGGGAUAUAUAUGCAGCGUUCAUGGAUAGUUCUCUUCAUAUGUGGUGUUAUUCUUUUGCCAUUCUACAUCUUUGCCACUCCAAUCUUGAAGUUAUUGGGACAGCCUUCAGACAUAGCAGAACUAUCGGGGGUUGUCUCUAUUUGGAUGAUUCCACUUCACUUCAGCUUUGUGUUUCAGUUUCCUCUCCAGAGGUUCUUGCAGAGCCAGCUCAAGACCGCCGCCAUUGCCUGGGUAUCUGUGGCUGCUCUCGCUGUCCAUUCCUUGGUUAGCUGGUGGUUUGUUUACAGGCUUAAGUUUGACCUCGUUGGGGUUGUUGUUACUUUGAAUUUCUCUUGGUGGAUUUCGGUGUUUGGCCUGUUUGCUUACGUUGUUCUUGGUGGCUGUCCUCUUACUUGGAUUGGCUUCUCCAUUGAAGCCUUUUCGGGUCUUUGGGAGUUUGUCAAGCUCUCUGCUGCUUCUGGGGUCAUGCUGUGUUUGGAGAAUUGGUACUACAGAAUACUGGUAUUGAUGACUGGAAACCUGCAGAAUGCUGAAAUUGCUGUGGAUGCUUUGUCCAUAUGCAUGAAUAUUAACGCAUGGGAGAUGAUGAUUCCUCUUGCAUUCUUUGCCGGAAUUGGAGUGAGGGUUGCUAACGAGCUCGGAGCAGGCAAUGCAAAAGGCGCGAAAUUUGCAACGAUAGUUGCAGUGAUGACAUCUUUAGCGAUUGGUCUCUUCUUCUGGUUGUUGAUUCUCAUUUUUCACAAUGAGAUUGCCCUAAUAUUCACUUCCAGCAAACCUAUCCUUGAAGCUGUAGACAAGCUCUCUAUGCUUUUAGCCUUUACUCUUCUCCUCAAUAGUGUCCAACCAGUUCUCUCUGGGGUGGCGGUUGGAUCGGGAUGGCAAUCGUAUGUUGCAUACAUUAACAUAGGUUGUUACUAUCUGCUUGGAGUGCCCCUUGGCUUUGUAAUGGGAUGGGUUUUUAACCAAGGAGUCAUGGGUAUAUGGGCUGGAAUGAUUUUUGGUGGAACUGCAGUUCAAACUGUGAUAUUGGCCAUCAUUACUAUCAGAUGUGACUGGGAAAAAGAGGCAGAGAAAGCAACCAUGCAUGUGGGGAAAUGGUCAGAGAGGACAUGAUGAUAAAAGUUCAAUGUUUAGAAAAAUAAAAAAAAGUAAAAAAAACCUACACUAAAGUUUCUCAUGCAGAAGGAUUUGGGCCUGAAAAUGAUUUCUGAUUUGUAACUUGCAUAUGAUGCAAAAUUAUAAAGAAUAAAUAUUUAUUCAUCGCAAAGGUGUUAGUGGGGGUAAUUAUUUAGUAAUUUCAAAAUAUAGACACGUGAUAUUCUAUAGUAUUAUGAUUGAUGAAGAAAGUGGGUAAGUAGGAUAUUGUGUUAGGUGAUUGAGAAAUAUAAGAGACAUAAUGAAUGAUGAUUGCUUUAAUUCCAUGUGUGUGGUUCGUUUGGUUUGGUU